Hypoxylon fragiforme is the source of this 681-nucleotide messenger RNA. RefSeq lists its product as uncharacterized. NCBI's taxonomy places the organism in Eukaryota, Fungi, Ascomycota, Sordariomycetes, Xylariales, Hypoxylaceae. The transcript has 2 exons. The coding region runs from base 1 to 681 and encodes 226 amino acids. The record is from RefSeq and is a predicted model, not a curated record.
AUGGAUGGCUUCGACUCCAAAAAAGAGAUGGAACUCAAAUCGCGAAAGAGAAGGGUUACUGAAUUAUCGGAGGUUGGCAAGUGGAGUUCUGUGUAUAGGAUUUUGUUUCCUGACGUGCCGCAGACUGACAUCCCAUCUCCCUUUUACGAUUACUUCGAGGCUAAUUCGGAGGUGCCUUCGGGUAGUCUGAGUGACUACGAAGAAUAUGCCCACAGAGAAAUUGAUCGCGGAUUACGAGAAACUUUGGAACAUGAAUUAGAGACCGAUCUGCAAAUUACAGAUGACUUACAGAAAGCAAAAGCAAUUCGUUGGUUUAAAAAAAUGCAACUUCGGCUACUACAUGAGUUCAAAUUGUCUCGCGGCUCGGAUUCGAACUCCCGAGAUACAUCGAAUAGCCCCCAGGACGUGGAAAUGGAAUUGUCGCAUCCUAUAUUAGAAUCCGACCAUGCCUCUACUGCCUCGUUCUUAGAAAGGCCUCUGCAUAGUGUCAAUGAAUACUGGACAUUGGCUGAUCAAAAACUUUACGGAGAAGAAUUUGACUUCAACCUCGACAUGUCACCCCAGAUACCAUGGCUUGGAAUGGCUGUUCCAUUCACAGAUAUACGAGACGCGGGGCUAUCUGAACCGGAAUGUGGGAUAAUGAGUGCGAUGGGAGGUAAUACACACCCACAAGGGAGUUAG